GAGUGCGAGAGAAGUGGUCCUCACACUCUAUGUAGGAGAGUCCAAUUUUUUAUUUCGAAAGUCCAUUUAUUAACACACAACAACCGGAUCCAAAUUGUUCAAAACACAACCAAAACCAUAUCUUCCCGCCUUGUUGCAAACACCUUUUAAUUUCAUCAUCUUCUUCCCCUUCAAAUUCUAGGGUUUUUAAUCGAAAACCCCAACACUUCCUCUUCAAAACUACUCCACUCCACGUGUUCACUCACCUCACCUAUUCUCCUCCCCUCACAUUUCUAGGGUUCCAACACAACUCACUCACAAUAUGUACAUCAAAGAGGUCUGUUUAGAAGGGUUCAAAUCAUACGCAACACGAACAGUUGUUCCAGGUUUCGAUCCAUUCUUCAACGCUAUAACUGGUCUCAACGGAUCCGGUAAAUCCAACAUUCUCGAUUCGAUUUGCUUCGUGUUAGGUAUCACCAAUUUGCAGCAGGUUCGAGCCUCGAAUCUGCAGGAGUUGGUGUAUAAGCAAGGGCAAGCUGGUAUCACCAAGGCUACGGUUUCCGUUGUGUUUGAUAAUUCUGAUAGGAGUCGAAGCCCUCUUGGUUAUGAAGAUUGUUCUGAGAUUACCGUCACUCGUCAGAUUGUGGUUGGUGGGAGGAACAAGUACUUGAUCAACGGCCACCUUGCACAACCAAGUAGAGUACAAAAUCUCUUCCACUCGGUGCAACUAAACGUCAACAAUCCACAUUUUCUAAUCAUGCAAGGGCGCAUCACCAAAGUGCUAAACAUGAAACCUCCCGAAAUAUUGUCAAUGCUUGAGGAAGCUGCCGGAACAAGAAUGUACGAAACAAAAAAAGACGCUGCGUUAAAAACUCUCGAGAAAAAACAGGGUAAGGUUGACGAGAUCAACAAGCUUCUUGAUCAGGAAAUUCUCCCCGCACUGGAAAAACUGAGAAAAGAACGUAUGCAAUACAUGCAAUGGUCUAACGGGAAUGCGGAGUUGGAUAGAUUGAAACGGUUUUGCAUCGCGUAUGAAUAUGUACAAGCAGAGAAAAUUCGAGAUAAUGCGGUACAUGGUGUUGAUGAGAUAAAGGCAAAGAUAACUGAGAUUGAUAAUGAUGUGGAGAGUAUGAAUACUGAGGUACAAGAGAUGGAAGCACGUGUGACGAAGUUAACCGGUGAAAAAGACGCAACUAUGGGUGGAGAGGUUAAAGGUUUGUCGGAUAAAGUUGAUGCUAUUUCGCGUGAUCUUGUUAAGGAGGUGUCGGUAUUGAAAAACCGAGAGGAUGAUCUCACAACCGAAAGAAAGAAUGCAGAAAAGAUUGAGAAGAAUAUUGAAGAACUGAAGCAGUCCGAGAAAGAUAGUAUUGCUGCUGUAAAACGUGCAGAAGAUGGAGCUGCUGAUCUGAAGAAGAGAGCGGAGGAGCUAGCGAAGAGUUUAGAAGACCUUGAGAAAGAACAACAGGGUGUAGUUGCUGGUAAGAGUAGCGGUAAUGAAGAAAAGUGUCUUGAAGAUCAGCUUGGUGACGCUAAAGUGGCUGUUGGAAAAACCGAAACAGAGGUUGAGCAGUUGAAAACGAAGAUAAAACACAGUGAAAAGGAGUUAAAAGAGAACAAAAUGAAGCUAUCGUCAAAACACAAUGAAGCUGUUGAUGCAGAAAAGAAUCUGAAAAUCCGACAAAAAGAUGUAGAAAACGUUGAAAAGGCUUUGAAAGCUCUCUCAUAUGAGGAAGGACAGAUGGAAAGUCUAGAAAAGGAUCGAAUGGUGGAGUCAGAAGCAGUGCAUAAAUUAAAAGAGGAAAUUCGGAACAUUUCUUCACGUUUGGGAAACACUGAGUUUUGUUUUCGUGAUCCCGUGAAGAACUUUGACCGGUCGAAAGUCAAAGGUGUGGUUGCAAAGCUCAUAAAAGUGAAAGAUGGAUCAACAAUGACUGCCCUAGAGGUUUGUGCGGGUGGAAAGUUGUAUAAUGUUGUGCUAGACACUGAGAACACAGGAAAACAACUUCUUGAAAAAGGUGAUCUUAGAAGAAGAAUGACGUUUAUUCCUUUGAACAAAAUUCAAAGCCACCCUGUCCCACCUAAAGUUCAAAAAGAUGCUGUUAAUUUGGUUGGUAAAGGCAAUGCUGAAGUUGCACUUUCGCUGGUUGAUUACGAGCCUGAACUUCAGAGUGCAAUGGAAUACGUGUUUGGUUCAACUUUUGUCUGCAAGACCAUUGAUGCUGCCAAAAAGGUUGCUUUCAGUCAGCAAGUUAGAACCACGAGUGUGACAUUAGAAGGUGACAUAUAUCAACCAAGUGGACUUCUGACAGGUGGUUCUCGCAAGGGUGGUGGUGAUUUAUUAAGGCAACUACAUGCUUUAGCAGAAGCUGAAUCACAAUUAUCAUUACAUCAAAUGCGGCUAUCAGAAAUUGAAGCAAAGAUCAGCGAGCUCCUUCCACUUCAGAGAAAGUAUAACGAUCUAAAGAAACAGCUGGCACUAAAGUCAAACGAGCUCUCACUAUUCCAGAGUAGGGUUGAGCAAAAUGAGCAUCAUAAGCUUAGUGAAAUAGUAAAAAAGCUUGAGCAGGAGCUUACAGAAGCAAAAUCUGCCCUUAAUGAAAAACAAGCACUUUAUAAAGAACGUGUGACCGAAGUCAAAACUCUUGAAAAAUCAAUUCAUGACCAUGCCAAUAAUCGGGACCGUAUUCUUAAAGAUUUAGAGAAAAAGAUUAAGGCUGUCAAGACAAAAAUGCAGUCAGCUUCAAAAGAUCUGAAGGGCCAUGAAAAUAACAGAGAGAAACUUCUAAUGGAAGUAGAAGCCUUCAAACAAGAACAAACAUCGUUGGAGAAUCAGUUAGUUUCCUUUCAGAAACAGAUUGGUGUGUUGACUUCUGAAGUGGAUGCACUUAAGACCAAGGUUAGCGCACUGAAAGAUGAACACAGUCAAGCACAAUCUGAGCUUAAUGCAGCCCGUACAAAAGUUAAAGAGUGUGAUUCACAAAUCAGUCGCAUCCUCAAAGAUGAACAAAAACUUAAAAACGUUAUGGGUGAGAAAAAUCUUGAAAGGAAAAAGCUGGAAAAUGAGGUGAAACGCAUGGAAACCGAACAAAAAGACUGUUCACUGAAAGUGGAUAAACUGAUUGAAAAACACAGUUGGAUUACUUCAGAAAAACAGCUUUUCGGAAGACAAGGAAGUGACUACGAUUUCACUUCUCGUGAUCCACACAAAGCAAGAGACGAGUUUGAAAAACUUCAAGCUGAACAAGCAGGGCUUGAGAAGAGGGUGAACAAGAAAGUUAUGGCUAUGUUUGAGAAAGCAGAAGACGAGUACAAUGACUUAAUAUCCAAGAAGAGCAUUAUUGAGAAUGACAAGUCUAAGAUUAAGCUGGUGAUCGAAGAGCUUGAUGAAAAGAAAAAGGAGACACUGAAAGUCACUUGGGUGAAAGUAAACAGUGAUUUCGGAUCAAUAUUUUCCACACUGUUACCGGGGACAAUGGCGAAGCUAGAACCCCCAGAGGGAGGUAGUUUUUUGGACGGGCUAGAAGUGCGUGUGGCGUUUGGGGGCGUUUGGAAACAAUCAUUGUCGGAACUCAGUGGAGGACAACGAUCUCUACUCGCACUUUCACUGAUUCUGGCACUGCUUCUCUUCAAACCAGCUCCACUUUAUAUUCUAGAUGAGGUUGAUGCAGCUCUUGAUCUAAGUCACACUCAGAACAUUGGGAGAAUGAUCAAAGCUCACUUUCCACAUUCACAGUUUAUUGUUGUCUCCUUGAAAGAAGGCAUGUUCAAUAACGCCAAUGUUCUUUUCCGUACAAAAUUCGUGGACGGCGUGUCCACUGUUCAAAGAACAGUUGCAUCAAAGCAGAGCAAAUGAUCUCGUUUGCGGUUUGCAGUUUGCAGACUGUAACUUAUUUGCAUACCAGAAAAAAACUUUGAUAAUCUAGCAUUUAUUAUCCUGUAAUGUAAUGUUCAAGUGUUCAACUGUGCUACAAUAACUAGUAUCAUUUUAAAUUAAAAGCCGAACCCGAAUGAAGUUCCAAAAAAAAUCAUAAAUUUGGUUUUCUAA
This is a messenger RNA of Helianthus annuus (common sunflower), 4024 nucleotides long. RefSeq names its product structural maintenance of chromosomes protein 2-1. The coding region runs from base 302 to 3832 and encodes 1176 amino acids. The transcript is spliced from 18 exons. Gene Ontology annotation, biological process: chromosome organization. The record is from RefSeq and is a predicted model, not a curated record. Gene Ontology annotation, molecular function: protein binding; ATP binding; ATP hydrolysis activity. Lineage: Eukaryota; Viridiplantae; Streptophyta; Magnoliopsida; Asterales; Asteraceae. Gene Ontology annotation, cellular component: chromosome.